Micropterus dolomieu (smallmouth bass) is the source of this 4994-nucleotide messenger RNA. Its product is annotated as PDZ domain-containing protein 7-like. Gene Ontology annotation, molecular function: protein binding. Lineage: Eukaryota; Metazoa; Chordata; Actinopteri; Centrarchiformes; Centrarchidae. Gene Ontology annotation, biological process: auditory receptor cell stereocilium organization; sensory perception of sound. The transcript has 18 exons. The record is from RefSeq and is a predicted model, not a curated record. The coding region runs from base 352 to 3021 and encodes 889 amino acids. Gene Ontology annotation, cellular component: cilium; stereocilium tip; plasma membrane.
AACUAGGUGACUUAGAUUAGUUCCUUCACAGAAUAUGGGAUGAAUUUAAAGAAUACAAUGGAUACUUUCCGCUGUCGACCAUUAGUUCAAAGUCAGUCAUAAUCUGUUUUCUGGUAGUGUUUAAGCAGAGUAGUCUACACGACAGCUGCUGCCUUGUUGUUCUCGGCUUGAAACGUAAAAUGUGUGACUGGGACAGGUGAGAGAGAUGCAACAUGGGCAGGAAUGGACCAAAGUGUGACUUCAGGAAGCCAAAGCCUCAGAUAUCAUGUCACAAAGCAGCCUGCAUCAACUCCGUCGCCCGGAGCUGAGCCACCGGUCGAGUGUGUGUGAAAGGGGACCCUGCCAGCCUCCAUGGCUCACUCGUCAGACCCAUCCCGCAGGGACAAGACCCCCGGGACCCAAGGGUCACACACGGCUACACGCAACCUCUUACGGAAGAAGGAGCAGCGCCGACGUGGAAUCCGAUCCUCCUCACCCAUGGGCCGGGUCAUCCUCAUCAACUCUCCUGUGGAUGGUGGAGAUGACAGCGAGGACCUCCAUACGAUCACGGUGGAUAAAAGUGCAGAUGGCAAGCUCGGCUUCAGCGUGCGUGGAGGCUCCGAACACGGCCUCAGCAUCUUUGUCAGUAAGGUGGAGGACAACAGUACAGCAGAGCAAGCAGGCCUGCUUGUAGGUGAUAAACUGGUGGAGGUGAAUGGUAUCAGCCUGGAGAGCAUCACGAUGAGCAGCGCUGUGAAGGUCCUGACAGGCAACAACAGGCUGAGGAUGGUGUUAAGACGUGUUGGCAAAGUCCCCGGCAUCCGCUACUCCAAGGAGAAAACUACCUGGGUGGACUUGAUACACAGGCGUAUGGUGGUGGAGGAGAGCGGACGGACACCUUCUGAGACCAGCUCCGGAAGUGCCCUCCAAAGGAUCGUCCACCUUUACACCACCUCAGACGACUACUGUUUGGGUUUCAACAUCCGUGGGGGAAAGGAGUUUGGUCUGGGCAUCUAUGUCUCCAAACUGGAUCCUGGUGGUCUGGCGGAGCAGAAUGGAAUAAAGAUGGGGGACCAGAUCCUGGCUGCCAAUGGAGUGAGCUUUGAGGACAUCAGCCACAGCAGUGCUGUGGAGGUGCUGAAGAGCCACACACAUGUCAUGCUGACCAUCAAGGAAGCAGGACGAUACCCUGCUUAUAAGGAGAUGGUGGCAGAAUACAGGUGGCUUAAUAAGCUGGCCAAUGGUAGUCAGAAAUCUUCCUCCCAGGGUUCAGAAUCCAACUCCUCAGCCUCCUCUCUGUCGUCUGGCACUCCGGUCAGCUCUCUGAGCGGCCUGUCGCAGGUCAUGUUCCCUCCCAGCCUGCCGUUUGGUUCAGACAUGGUGGAUGUAUGCAUUUCUACUGAGGACCAGAGGUCAGAGUCAGCGCAAACUGAGACUGCAAUCCAGACCGACCUUCCUUCUCAGAGGAUGGGCGCAGACACCACUCGCAGCCUGGGACAAACCACUCUGCUCAAAGACACGGUGAUCCGUGCAGAGGAGGACAGGGGGAGGAAAGAGUCCCCCAAGACAGCCGUGCUGCUGGCUCUCGGCAGACCGGCCAGACCAAUCAGCAGGUCCCAGAGCCAAGUCACUGUGGCAGAGAUCAAGCAGAAGAAAGAGAAGAAGCAUAAAGGGAAGGACCCAGAGGAGAAGAGCACCCUGCAGCGCUCAAAGACCUUCGUCAACUUGCUAUUCAAGGGUGGACGCAAACGAGAUACUUCCAGGGGGCGCUCCAAGUCCCCGUCCACAGACAAGGCUGGUAAAGGGGGUCGACAAGUCAGUGCGAUGCCAAAUUCAGAGAUGCUUGGAGUGGUGGAGGACAUGGCCCACAGGCUGCUGACAGAAGAGGAGGAGGCUGCUGUGAUGAAGACGUGCCGAAGGUACAUCGCAGAGCGGUCAGUGGAGACCAUGAUACGCCACCUGCUGGCCGUGCUGGACAGACCUGAAAAGCUGCUCUUGCUAAGGGAAGUCCGGAUGCUGCUUCCCCCUUCUGACUUGAGUACAUUCAAUAACAUGGUGACCCCUAUCGAAGUCGAGGCCUAUGAUAUCCUCAAGUACCGCUCAAUCCAAACUCCUCCUCUUCGCUCUCCUACAUCUGGUCGAGCACCCAAACGACGCCUCAUCACUCCCGUUCCAGACUACAGGGGAGGCUUUGAGCUCCACAAUACAGAGGAGGUGGAGAAGGAGAGCCACCUACUGGAAGAGCUGGAGAAGCUCAGUCUGUCUGGGCCCCGGGGGUCCAAGGAGAGGCAUCACACCUCCAGGUCCUUCACCCCGCUGCUCGACAUACCGGUGGACGGAUAUAACACUGAGUCCAGAGACCUCAGACCCCCCUCUGCCGCCGCCGUGCUCCCCAACUGGUUGCUGGCCCACAACGAUGAUUCCCGCCCUCCUCUCAGAACAGACAUUGGCACCAUUCGCUCCGUCCACUUCGACGAGGUUUCACUGCACUCAGCUUCAAGUAAGGGGGACACGACUUCAGAAAGAGGAAGGUCACCGUUUAGAAACGGCCACUCCAAAGGCAAAAAGGAGAAAAGUGGAGACAGGAAUAAAGAAACUGUGUUCACGCUGCAUAGUGCUGCUCGCCGGAGUCGGCCCUUGUUGUCGCAGGUUUUCAGUUCAACUCUAGAUCAACAAGUGGAGAGUGAACAGAUGAACGGCCACCAGGCUUCUUCUCAGAAUGGACUCAGUGGCUCCAACCGUGAACAGGAGUACAAGCUGAAAACUGUCAGCAUCUCCAAGACCAAACAGUCACUGGGCAUUAGUAUUUCUGGUGGGAUGGAGUCGAAGGUUCAGCCGGUGGUGAAGAUCGAGAAGAUCUUUCCAGGAGGAGCCGCAUCCACCUGUGAAGUACUCAAGGCUGGAUUUGAGUUGGUGUCUGUGGAUGGCGUUUCCCUGCAAGGAGUUACCCAUCAGCAUGCUGUCGACAUCAUCCGAAAAGCCUUCAGCAAUAAGGCCAAAGACCCCAUGUUGUUUGUGGUCAAAGUCUCUAAAAACCUUUGAAAGGAAACUUGAGACACUUAUCAUGAAUUUAGGAAAAAUGCCUGGUGAUUUAUCAGCCGCUGGGACAGACACGGAGACAAGAACUCCAACCUAAUCACACACUGAUGCUCUGAGGUCAGGUAUGUAAUUUUGCCAUUCAUGUUAAAGUUUGUUAAAGUUAGGAAUGAUGACAUGGACACUGUUGAGCAACUUGCUGAAAAAACCAAAUGGCCUAAGGCAGCAGAUGGAUUUACGAAGGAUUAAGCAACAAAAAUGAGAGAAUGAGAUGGUUGUCACAAAGACAAAGUAAACACAGAUGCAGCAAAAGACAUUUACAGUAAAUUAAAUGUCCAGAAGGCUUGAAAUGAUGAAACAAUGGUGCUCCUGAUCUGAUGCCUUAAUUUAUCACUUUCAUCACAUCCUAGGAGCCAAUACCUGUCAAGAUUAUUUUCUUAAACAAAACCUUAGAUGUGUCAUCAGCAGUGUAUGUCUGUGCGUUUGAAUGUUUAAAUGUGCAGGAUGACAAACUGUAACCUGAGUGCCUUUUAAAAGUGGACUGAACAUAUAAAAGUCUGACUCCAUGUUUAGUUGGCUUGAAAUGAAACUUUUGAGCUGCAGAGGGCAGACGUGAGCCGUUCACAAAAAACUUCUGCUCUGGGCAGCAGCUGAGGGAAGCCACAAACCUUAAAACAUGUCUAAAUGUAAAUAAGAUGAGUACUGUAGAAUUAAUAAUUAAGGUUGCUAUUGGAGAAAAUUACAACCCAGAUAAAACUGUUAUUCCAUGUCCUGGGUGAAUACUGAUGAAAAAUAAACUUAAACUCUUCUUCUUCUGCAGAAACAGAUGAUAUCAAAUUCUAGUGUAUAUAAUUUGAUGCAAUAAUACAGCUAAGAGAGAAAAUGCAUCUACUGUAAGACUUCCUGACUUUAGAAGCAGUUGUAUGAAGUUGAACAAAUCUCCACAUACCACACAAAGCUAUUAAAUUUAGUUUUUUUUAUUUAAAAACAUAGGUUUGUUCAAGAAAUGUACAGCAUGAAAAUAUACAUUUAAUGUCUUCAUACAAAUAUUGUGGAUUAUAAAAUUAUACUGAGGAACCAGAACAAACAUCCACACAAACAUUAUAUACAGGCAUUGUAUCUGUACUGUAGGCGCAAAAUAUAAUGUGCGACAUUGCUUUGGUCUAUUCACAGUGGCUAUGUUUUAAUUUUUUUGAGAUGGACACACAUCUCUGGAAGAAAACUAUGAUUUGUCAGGGUUAUUUACAGAGGAUAAUUCAAUCAGCAGUAAUACAGGAACAUAAGACUUCUUCUCUUGGUUCUGUUGUACAGGGAAGUAACUACGCAUGAAACAGAUCCUAUGAUGUAAAGGUUGUUGGAAAAACAGUCACGCCAUGGCCAAAGUAGUUUACACCAAAACACCCAUCAUUCAGUGCAUCAUUCCCCUUCUGUGAGGUGAUCUUAGUAACACAUCACCCGCACACAGUAAUCUAUGUUACACCACAUCUUGGAGAGAGUUGUAGAAGUAUUUGAUCUAAUUAUAAGAUACAAGAAUGUAGGUGUGCUUUAAUAGUCUGACACAAUUGUCUUAAUUUUAUGUACAUUUCUGUUUUACUGGAAAACGCCACUAAUACAAAUGACUGUUACUAUGACUUGAAUGAAUUUACAGUAGGAAUGGCUAAUAAGAUAUGCUGUAUACCAUGAGACAACAUCAAUUUGACUUUGUCAUGGGGUUUAACCAUGGUCACUAUCCUUUUAAUAUCUGAGGCUAAGGUGCACAAUGUUGGAAAAGUACAAUGUUUAAAACCUGAAGAGCCAAUUUGGGCUCAAGAUUACACUUUUUCAAGUGUAACAAAGAAAAACAUUUAACAUGAGCAGUUGAUGGUGUUUUGACUUCUUUGGGAGGCAUUAAUGUGAUAAAGAUUCAUUUGUUGUGUAUUAAUAACUGGCAACACUGACACUAAGUUGACUUUAUAGGAAAAAUAAACAGGUUCCCAACA